CAAACGUGUUGAUAAAGAAAUCUCUGGAAUAUUAACUUCAAGAAGCAUAUUCCAAACUUACGUCAUUUACAUCAUCAGAACUGAUUUUCAGGAUUAAAUCAGCAAAUGAAAAUAUUUUGAUUCUUUAGCUCUUUGCUGUUGACGCAAAUUGAAUCUUGCUAAGAUAUAGUACUUGUUGCUACAGGAUUUCUGAGUUAAAAAUAUAAACAUUAAUCUAAGGUUAAUCAAGAGCUGUAUUUAUGAUAAGGAAAUAUGAUUUUCGAAGGACAAAAACUUAUACAUCGCUUCAAAACUUAGAUCUAGGAUAUCGUUUUACAGAAUGACUCCAUUUUUAUUGUGCAUUUUGUUUCUAACGUAUACAAAACUUUUGAUUGCUGAUGAUAACCUUAAAAAAUGUGACCAAAAUUCUUUUGAGGAGGCAUGUAAAGCAGUUGAGAUUUAUCCAUCUUUGGAAGGUCUUCAAGAUGUUUACGAAAUUAUUCAUGAAGCCCAGGCGAGCACUCCACUCAAGUAUUUAAUUAGUAAGAAAAACCUUACAACACUUUGCCCACCGUACGACACAUGUGUUAAUCGUUGUGGCAGCGUGCACAAAGGAUACACUCAUACUUGCAACUGUGAUGAGCAAUGCUCAUAUUUUGGUGACUGUUGUGCCGAUUACCAAAGUGAAUGUAAAGAGAAUGUGGCCCAAGAUGUGCAGCAUCUCCCUUUUAAAACCAAAUCGAAAUGUGAAUCUUUACUUGAAACUUUUCCGAUAUUUAUGGUAUCUAAGUGCUCAAAAAACUGGAAAGAUGCGUCCAUUAAAAGUCUGUGUGAUGCCAAUCUGCCUACUAAAUGCAUUUUACCCGAUCUGUUAUCAGAGAGUGGGGAUUGUAAAUCCACUUAUUAUCCACAAUGCUGGGAGCGUUUAGCAGCUCUAUGCAAUGGAAGUGGCGACCCGCGUUGUCCUAAACUCGUUUCGAAUGAAUGCCAAAAAAUGACCGCUUCAGUUUGCAAAAACUGUGACAAACACUACUGGCCUGUUAUUGGCGUUGACCAAAUACUAUACAAAAACUCUUACUGUGCCGCUUGCAAUUACCAAAACAAUUAUAAAACACCUCAUUUAAGGGAGGUGGUUGCUGAAAUAAAAUCACAGAACAAGUCUAAGUCGUAUUCCAUUCGGAAAUGCUACGAAAAAAUUGUUGAUUCUUGUGAUACUGAUUCUAUUAUCUCUCAAAUGUGCUCAAGUUUUUUUGAUCCUGUCAUGGGUGGUCCUAAAAGGAAUGGUCAACGCAGGUUUUACAAAAAUAUUUACUGCGCGUAUUGUCACAAUGAAUCUUUGGAUGAGAUUAGGUGCGCUUCUCCCUACCUCAUUGAUUCUGCUUCUAAAGGUAACAAAGGAGGUAAAGGAAGGCCGAACCUUCGUAUCACUAAAGAAGGAGACGGCAUAAAACUGGAUGAUAUGCCGGCUGCAUUCUCAAUGCUUUUGAAUUUUGGUUUGGAUGGACGACAAAGAGUUUACAUUUCAUCAGAAGGCGAUGCAGAGAUGAAGGGUCAUCAGGAACGCUGUGGCAUAGGCAAAAUUUGGGAUCCUUUUAGCAAGAUUUGUCGCAUGCUUCAUUGCAGUACCAACUUUGUCUUAGUGGAUUAUAAAUGCGUAAGAAAAGAGCCAAUUUUAGAUGAUACUUCGCUUGACAAUGUAACUGUGCCUGUUCCUGAUCCCAAAGCACAGUCUGUUCAUUUGACUUUAAGCGCAGAGAUAGAACUUAUUGACUUUCUACAGUUUAAUAACCUAGACCUGGAGGGAAUAUCCGAAAAUAUACGUGAGUCAUUUUCAGUUUCAUUUAAUAUUAGUUCAGAUCGAAUAAGAAACGUCCGAUUUAAUAUAUCUUUCGGAAAGUUUGAAAGCAAGAAUGAAACUUUGAUGUACAUUAAAGAAAUAGAUGACGAGUCACACCCGAUUACUUUUACCAUUGAUUUGGAUUUGUAUGAGAGCUCUAGCGAAAUAGAGCCCGAACCAUCCGUAGAUAGCAUCGUAUCCAUGCUGGCAUCUGCUGUAUCUUCAAAUGGAUUUGAAUUUGGUUUGAAGAAUAUUACGGGUCGGAUUUACGAAAUGCAACAAUCAGUUGAAUUCCUAAAAUCUUGGUGCAAGGAAAGCGAUGGGGAUCAAAAAAGAAUAUAUUGGAAUUCUGAGUUUAAACUUAUAUUAGAAGAUAAUGACACAUUAAGCGCAGAAAAUAGAAUAAAGGGACUAUAUAUAAAUAAAACAGGAAAGUUUUACCCCAAAGGACAUUUUGUUGCUGAUAUUCUGUACCAAGGUUAUCAGUACAGCAGAGAUUUAAUUAAUGUUAGUGGUCUAGCUAUUGUGUGUGACUGGAAGAAAAGAUUAAAUUCUUCCUGUGUUCGAAUAGUUCUUGAAAAGGAUGAAUAUGACAUUUUAGAAAAUGGCUCUUUAGUACUUUUAAGCAGGAGUCCGGGUAAGGAAGCGAUCGACAGCACCGUUUUUGAAAAAGGCGAAAAUGGAACUGUUAUGGUUUGCUUUUCAAAAUCACCUGGAUCUCUUGGUGUUAAAUUUGAUAUAGAAACAGACAUCAUUCAGGCUUUCGUAAGUUAUGCUCUUUCAUGGAUAUCAAUAGCAGCUAUGAUCGUAGUUUUGACUACGUAUUCUUUCUUUUCAAGCUUACGCAAUUUACCAGGAUGCAACACUAUGAACUUGACAUUCUCCUUGCUUGCAAUGCAGAUAACAUACGUUUUUGGGCAAAGAAGCUCAGUUACCGGUAAAGCCUGCAAAGCUGUUGCCACUAUACUGCAUUAUGAAAUUCUAUGUUGUUUCAUGUGGAUGAAUGUUAUGGCCUACGAUUUGUUCAAGACUUUUGGUGCCAAAACAAUAUUGAAUAAUAUACGCAGUAAAAGGAAAUAUUUGCCCAGAUACAUGUUAUAUGCUUAUGGUAUUCCUUUACUGAUUAUUCUUGCCACUUCGCUAUUGGAUAAAUUUUUGGAAGAGUCAGAGUUUUCGCCGCAUUAUGGCAAUGGGGAUAUUUGCUGGAUUACAAGUAAGACAGCCGCAGUGACCUAUUUUGCUUCUCCUUUAGCGAUAAUCAUGUUGGUAAACUUCAGCUUUUUUGUACUGACAAUACUUUCUAUUCGAAAUGUGAAACACGUGAUUCAUUUAAGUCAACAGAAGAAUAAACAAUCGGGAAAAAGAGAUGUGUUGCUGUACGCUAGAAUGGCUUUUGUUAUUGGACUGACAUGGGCUCUAGCAUUUGCUGCAGCUUACGUAAGGGAAGAAAAACUGACAGGAAAAAUCCUCACUUAUCUUUUUAUAAUCUUUAAUACCUUACAGGGACUGUUUAUUUUUUGUGUUUUUGUAUGCAAUAAGAGAGUAUAUGCUUUGUACUGUGGAUCAGCACGGAAAGUCUUCCGAUUUAUUUCCCUCAAUUCAGGUUCUGGCAAAGCUUCAAAAGCAUUUACCGGUAUUGCUAAUGUAAUUUCAAGAACUGUUUCCACUGAGACGGUGAUAUCUACAGUCUCCAGCUCAAGUAACAUUUCUAAUGAUUCUGGUUUGGGCAUCAUAGAUGAAGUGAAAUGAAUUUGAAAUUUAUUUUCAGCAGCUUGAUUCUAGUCAUAUUUUACUAGCAUCAAGUUUGAUACUGUAUAGUUACUUAAUACUAUAUUGUUGCAUAACAUGCAUUCAAUUUGAAUAAUUGUUAGACUGAUUCUUGUUUAGAAUCAUAAAUGAAGUAAAAUGAUCUUUAAUUCUAUUUUUGGAAGUGUACGACGAGAAUUGUUGCAAACAUAUACAAUCUACUGACAUAAAUAUAUAGUGAUUUUGUAAAUAUGUACAUAUUUCUUUUUAUAUUUUUCUUUAUCCCAGACUCAGCAAUUUCAUAGAGGAUUAAGUCCUAACAAAAAAAAAAAUCGAAUAAUAUUUUUUACAGUUUAAUAUACUACUAAUUAAGAAUAUUAAACAUUGAUUAGUGACUUAGAAAAUAAAAAGCUUCAAAAGCAUUAAGAUUAGCAGUUAAAUACUGGAUAUUUUUCGAGAAGAAUUUACUAGAUUAAAAUUUGUUUAAGAAUUCCCAUUUUUUGAAACAUAUAAACUGAGCAAAAUUGUUUACAUGUUUAUAAAAUAAAGAUAAUUUCAAUUUUUUAAUGGUUUUAAAGAGGGUAAAAAUAAAUAUUUUAAUAAGAUUUAUUACAAUUUUUUUCUGUAGUUUUCAGAAACACCUGAAGUUAUUUUGUAACUGUCCUGCAUAAUAAUAUUUUUUAUUGAAUUAUCGAAGUACAUUAAAAAACACGUUUAAAUUUUAAUAUACCAUAGAUUUUACAAUGAUACUGCAUCUUGUAAAGUCAUGGAUAUAUUUUCAGGCCUUUGGAUAUUUUUAAAAACAUUUACAAGAAAUGAUUUUAGACACGUCAAAGGAAUAGAAAUAUAAAAUAAAAAUUGGGAAUAAAAAAGAACUGAAUCACCUUAAAAAAAAUCAAAGCAAAAAUCCGCUUCUCUUUUUUGAACUUUCCUUUGUUAUUUAAACGUUACAACUGGGUUGAUAAGGUUAACCAGCUUUAAUAAUUUUUUUCAUGCGUUAUAGCAAUUUAAAAAGAGCAGAAAAUUUCAAAUUAAAAAGAACUGACGAUUUCAUUAGUUAAGUGGUAAAAAAAGUUUCCUCUAUUUAUCGAAUAGUUUUGCUCCAAUCUUCUCUCUGACUUAAUGUAUUUUUUGAACAAAAUUAAUUCAAUACAAGCAACUGAAAUUGAAGAAAAAAUAUAUAUUGAAGAAUUUAUUCUUUCAGCACUAUAAAGAGUAAAAUAUUA
Messenger RNA from Parasteatoda tepidariorum (common house spider), 4788 nucleotides. RefSeq lists its product as uncharacterized. Gene Ontology annotation, biological process: G protein-coupled receptor signaling pathway; cell surface receptor signaling pathway. NCBI's taxonomy places the organism in Eukaryota, Metazoa, Arthropoda, Arachnida, Araneae, Theridiidae. Gene Ontology annotation, molecular function: G protein-coupled receptor activity. The record is from RefSeq and is a predicted model, not a curated record. Gene Ontology annotation, cellular component: membrane.